CUCUUGUUUAGUCUGACAGAGAUCCAAAACUAAAAGCUCAAACAGUCAACGGGCAAUAUCUCCAAUCUGUGUGUCUGCUUCUAAGCUAUUUUGUGGCAGAAAAUCAUGUUUAGAAUUGGUUUGAGAAACAGUGCCAAAGUUUUCUAUUCAAGGGCUUUGUUUGCUGAGAGCUUCCACAGGUUAUUGUCUUCCCAGAGUGGAAGGAAGCUACAAGACAAGGUUGCACUGAUCACAGGCGCGGCUAGUGGAAUAGGAAAAGCCACAGCUACCAAAUUCAUCAGCAAUGGGGCUAAGGUUAUUAUUGCUGAUAUUCAACAACAACUAGGCCAAGAGACUGCAAAAGAAUUAGGACCUAAUGCUACUUUCAUAACGUGUGAUGUUACUAAAGAAUCAGAUAUUUCCGGUGCCGUUGAUUAUGCCAUAUCUAAAUACAAACAACUUGACAUCAUGUACAAUAAUGCAGGGAUACCCUGCAGAACUCCUCCUAGCAUUGUUGAUCUGGACAUGGCAUUAUUUGACAAAAUCAUGGACAUAAAUGUUCGUGGGGUUGUGGCAGGCAUCAAGCAUGCAGCACGUGUAAUGAUUCCGCGUAAAAGCGGGUCCAUUCUGUGCACGGCAAGUGUCACAGGAGUGAUGGGAGGGAUGGCUCAACACACAUACUCUAUAUCCAAGUGUGCAGUUAUAGCCAUUGUUAAAUCGCUGGCUUCAGAGCUAUGCAGGUAUGGAAUUCGAGUCAAUUGCAUAUCACCCUUUGCCAUCCCCACUCCUUUUGUCAUGAGUGAAAUGAGUCAGAUAUAUCCUCAUGUUGAUGCUCAGCGACACAUAGACAUUGUUCACAGUGCUGGUGUCCUACAGGGAGCAAAUUGUGAACUUAAUGAUAUUGCUAAUGCUGCACUUUAUCUUGCAUCUGAUAAUGCCAAAUAUGUUAGUGGGCACAAUUUGGUUGUGGAUGGAGGUUUCACAUCUUUUAAGAGUUUGGAGUUUCCUGCACCAGAUCAAGUGCAGUAAAAGUCCAAUGUAUACUCAGAAAAAGGUAACAAGAUUGAAAAAACACUUCCAAUUUCAAAUUUUAAAUACUAAGAAUGAGUCAAUUUCAGAUUUCUCUUUUCUGAGUACUCUUCUAAGUGCCCGUUUGGUUCA
Abrus precatorius (Indian licorice) is the source of this 1140-nucleotide messenger RNA. Its product is annotated as secoisolariciresinol dehydrogenase. Lineage: Eukaryota; Viridiplantae; Streptophyta; Magnoliopsida; Fabales; Fabaceae. The coding region runs from base 106 to 1008 and encodes 300 amino acids. The record is from RefSeq and is a predicted model, not a curated record. The transcript is spliced from 3 exons.